AUGACCGCCAUAGAAGAUAUCCUACAAAUCACUACCGAUCCUUCCGAUAGCCGUGGCUACACUGUGUUGAAGUCCGAGGAAGUCCCCCAAGGCUCGAUUCUCGGAGUAGAUUUCAUUGAUACGCUAUUAUUAUACCAACUCACCGAAAAUGAGAAUCUGGAUAAACCGUUUGAAUAUUUGAAUGAUUGCUUCCGCCGUAAUCAGCAACAAAAGAGAAUCACCAAAAACAAACCAAAUACCGAGUCAUUACAUUCCACUUUCCAAGAGAUCGAUCGUCUCGUCAUUGGUUAUGGUGUAGUUGCCCUACAAAUAGAGAACUUUUGCACAAAUGGCGCCUUCAUCAAUUAUGUUACUGAAAUCGUUUUGAAUGUUAACUCAUACACUGAUUUCCUCUCCCAAAUCAUUCAAAGAGCUAUAUUGGAAGGUACCGCCUUGGAUUUACUUAACGCUGUUUUCCCGACAUUAUUAGAGUACUGCAAUCAACAUGUAAGCCAUUUCGACCUAAACGAAUCUGUAAUUUACAACAACGUUCUUACCAUUUUUGAAUUAUUUGUUACAUUUAAGCCUAUUGCAGAAAUUUUCACUAAGAUAGACUGUUUUUUUGCGGACUAUAACUGUAAACCACAGUUUUUUGAAAAGCAAACGAUAAUGGGUCCUAUUUUAUCUCUUUCUCCCAUAGACGCUGCUGUUGCGAUCCGUAACUACGGUGAUAAUCUUUUGCGUUCCAAACAACAGACGGCCAUGAUCCAUGAGUCCCUACAAGCAGAGCACAAAGUUGUCAUAGAUAGACUCUUUUUCAUUGUUGAUAAGCUUGUUCGUGGCUCUCUAGACUCAAGGACUGAUAUGAUUAGUUAUUUUGCCCAUAUCGCUAAUAAAAACCAUUUACGUAGAGCUGAUCAUCCACCAUUCAAAGAACUAUCUUCUAACGGAUUCAUGUCCAAUAUUACUUUAUUAUUGGUUAGAUUCUCUCAACCGUUUCUAGAUAUCUCAUACAACAAAAUCGACAAAAUCGAUGCAAAUUACUUUAACAAUCCAAGUUUAUUUAUUGAUUUAUCAGGAGAAACACGCCUAAAUUCUGAUUUUAAAGAAGCAGAUGCAUUCUAUGACGAGAAUAGAAAAACCGCAGAUUCCAAGCCCAACUUUAUCUCUGAUUGCUUUUUCUUAACGCUAACUUACCUGCAUUAUGGUCUCGGAGGUACGCUGUCAUUUGAAGAGAAAAUGGGAUCUGAAAUCAAAGCGUUGAAGGAGGAAAUUGAAAAAGUAAAGAAAAUAGCCGCGAGCCACGAUGUCUUCGCAAGAUUCGUUACAGCACAAUUAUCUAAGAUGGAGAAGGCAUUGAAAACAACAGAAUCUUCGCGAUUUGCACUUCAAGGAUUCUUUGCUCACAGAUCUCUUCAGCUAGAGGUUUUUGAUUUCAUUUGUGGCGCCUCUACGUUUUUGAUUCGUGUUGUGGAUCCCAAACACGAAUUCCCGUUUAAACAAAUUGAAUUGCCAUUAAUUCCGGACCAAAUAGGUGUUGAAAACGUAGACAAUGCUGAUUUUUUGAGAGCGCAUGCUCCAGUACCUUUCAAAUACUACCCAGAAUUUGUUGUAGAGGGACCAAUUAACUAUUCUCUAUACAUUUCGAAGUACCAGACCUCUCCAAUUUUUAGAAAUCCACGUCUGGGAUCGUUUGUAGAGUUUACAACAAUGGUGCUCCGUUGCCCUGAAUUGGUUUCCAACCCACAUUUAAAAGGCAAAUUAGUCCAAUUAUUAAGUGUUGGUGCUAUGCCAUUAACAGAUAACUCUCCCGGAUUCAUGAUGGAUAUAUUCGAGCACGACGAAUUAGUUAACAAAAAUUUGCUAUAUGCUCUGCUUGACUUCUAUGUUAUUGUUGAAAAAACAGGUUCUUCUUCACAAUUUUACGAUAAAUUCAACAGCAGAUAUAGUAUAUCAAUAAUUUUGGAGGAGCUUUAUUACAAUAUACCAUCUUAUAAAAACCAAUUGAUCUGGCAGUCUCAAAACAAUGCCGACUUCUUUGUGAGGUUUGUCGCUCGUAUGUUAAAUGACUUGACUUUCCUGCUGGAUGAAGGUCUAAGUAAUUUAGCUGAAGUUCAUAAUAUUCAAAAUGAGCUAGAUAAUCGCGCAAGGGGCGCACCACCAACAAGAGAGGAAGAGGACAAAGAGUUACAAACGAGAUUGGCGUCCGCUUCUAGACAAGCUAAGUCUUCAUGUGGAUUGGCUGAUAAAUCAAUGAAGCUGUUCGAAAUUUAUUCGAAAGAUAUACCAGCCGCAUUUGUGACACCGGAAAUCGUAUAUAGAUUGGCCAGUAUGCUAAACUAUAACUUAGAGUCACUAGUCGGUCCUAAAUGCGGGGAACUGAAAGUGAAAGACCCACAGAGUUAUUCAUUCAACCCAAAAGAUUUGUUAAAAGCCCUAACAACUGUUUAUAUCAAUCUUUCCGAACAAUCGGAGUUCAUCAGCGCUGUUGCUAAAGACGAAAGGUCUUUCAAUAGAAACCUUUUUGUUCGUGCAGUUGAUAUCCUUGGCAGAAAAACUGGUUUAGCAUCUCAAGAGUUUAUUGAAAAACUAUUGAACUUUGCCAAUAAAGCCGAAGAUCAAAGAAAGGCUGAUGAAGAGGAAGAUCUUGAGUACGGUGACGUCCCUGAUGAGUUCUUAGAUCCUUUGAUGUACACAAUCAUGAAAGAUCCUGUCAUUUUACCAGCAUCUAAAAUGAAUAUUGACAGAAGCACCAUUAAAGCACAUCUAUUAAGUGACUCUACUGACCCAUUUAAUAGGAUGCCCUUGAAGCUAGACGAUGUAACGCCCAAUGAAGAGUUAAGACAAAGAAUUCUUUGUUUUAAAAAACAAAAGAAGGAAGAAGCCAAAAAUAAAGCAAGCGAGUGA
Messenger RNA from Saccharomyces paradoxus, 2886 nucleotides. RefSeq names its product ubiquitin-ubiquitin ligase UFD2 (gene UFD2). The transcript has a single exon. The record is from RefSeq and is a predicted model, not a curated record. The coding region runs from base 1 to 2886 and encodes 961 amino acids. Gene Ontology annotation, biological process: protein polyubiquitination. Gene Ontology annotation, molecular function: ubiquitin-ubiquitin ligase activity. Gene Ontology annotation, cellular component: cytoplasm; nucleus; ubiquitin ligase complex. Lineage: Eukaryota; Fungi; Ascomycota; Saccharomycetes; Saccharomycetales; Saccharomycetaceae.